UUCCUUUAGUUCUUCUUCCGCAAUAUAUAUUUUUUCUAAUAAACUGAGUUCGUUCAUCAAAUGGCUUCUUGGAAGUUAUUUCCAAUUUUAGCUAUUUGUGCUGGUUUCUUCCUUACCCUUACCGCACAACUACCGCCACCCUGUCACAGUGAAAUAUAUUGUCAUGGCCCAUUGUUGCAUGCCGUUCAAACCGCUGAACUGUACAGAGAUUCCAAAACUUUUGUGGAUAAAAAACUGCGCUUUCUCCCAGAUAUAGUUUUGGCUAGUUUUUCCCAGUUGAUGAUUGAAACCCAAAACCAGCCGACAAAGGAACAAUUGCAGACAUUUGUGGAUACCAACUUCGAUGCUGAAGGAUUGGAAUUUCAGCCGUGGGACCCCUCAGACUGGAUCAGUGAUCCUCCGUUUCUUUCUAACGUCAAUAAUUUAGAGCUCCGUGAUUGGGGACAAAAAUUGCAUGAAGGUUGGAAAGCUCUCGGACGCCAGAUAGCAGGCGACGUUCGAGAUAAUCCUGACCUAUAUUCAAUCGUAUAUGUGCCUAAUCCUUUCAUUGUUCCUGGUGGGAGAUUUCGUGAAUUUUAUUACUGGGAUUCUUACUGGAUCGUAAAAGGACUUUUAAUUUCCCACAUGAAUCAAACGGUCAGGGGCAUGUUAGAUAACUUUUGUCAAAUCGUUGAUACCUAUGGACUUAUCCCAAAUGGUGGUCGAAUUUAUUAUCAACAACGAUCUCAACCACCCAUGUUAAUACCAAUGGUUGACCUCUACGUCAGUGCAACUGGCGACAUUGAAUUUCUUCGACAAAGGCUCAGCACGAUGGAAAAAGAAAUGGAGUUCUGGCUAACCAACCGCACAGUUUCCGUUAACGGAUACACUCUUGCUCGAUACAACGUGGAAUAUGAUGGACCUAGGCCAGAGUCUUACAGAGAGGAUCUGAAAACCGCUGGUAAUUUAAGCGGGACCGAACUAGAAGAAUUCUACAUAAAUAUGAAAUCCGGUGCGGAAUCCGGCUGGGAUUUUAGCACGCGAUGGUUUAUCAAUGACGAAGGCACGAACGUCGGUGACAUAGCGAACGUCAAGAUAAGAAACAUUGUCCCGGUAGAUUUAAAUGCCUUUAUUUGCAUGAAUGCGCAACUGCUGUCCAAAAUGUUCAGUCUGGUAGGUGACGAGGCAAAAUCUCAAAUCUAUCAGGAUAAGUUUCUUGCAUGGAAGGAGGCAAUACAAAUGGUGUUGUGGAAUGAGGAAGAUGGAGUUUGGUUGGACUACGAUAUGCUUAAUAAUUUGCCAAGGCAUUAUUUUUACGCAUCUAACAUCGCACCAUUGUGGGCUGGAUGUUGGGAUGAAGUAUCUCCUCAAAAUAGUUUAGUUGUCGAUCGUGUUCUCAAUUAUCUUGAUCAAAGCCAAGCUUUACAAUUUGUUGGCGGUCUUCCGACAUCCAUGCAAAACUCCGGUCAACAAUGGGACUAUCCUAACGGCUGGGCACCAUUGCAGCAUUUAUUGGUUUACGGACUUGAAAAUACUGCCGAUCCUAGGGCUGAAACACUGGCGUUUGAUAUCGCUCACAAAUGGCUCGAUAAUAAUUUUUUGGCCUUUCAGCAAAGUAUUCCUAACGCUAUGUUCGAAAAGUACGAUGUCACGUCUUUAGGCCUGCCAGGAGGUGGAGGAGAAUACGACGUUCAAUUAGGUUUUGGAUGGACCAAUGGUGUUGUUCUCGACUUCCUGGAAAAAUAUGGAGACCGACUGUGAUCACCCAUUGCAGUGCACGAUUCAAAUUUCAACCCAAGUUUCGCAUUUGAUGUAAAAUGGCACUUUCAAUAUUAAGGUUUACGGAGAUCC
Molecule: messenger RNA, 1830 nt
Organism: Daphnia carinata
Lineage: Eukaryota; Metazoa; Arthropoda; Branchiopoda; Diplostraca; Daphniidae
Product: trehalase-like
Exons: 10
Coding region: 61-1740 (559 amino acids)
Biological process (GO): trehalose catabolic process
Molecular function (GO): alpha,alpha-trehalase activity
Source: RefSeq, a predicted model, not a curated record